This is a messenger RNA of Meloidogyne enterolobii, 564 nucleotides long. Lineage: Eukaryota; Metazoa; Nematoda; Chromadorea; Rhabditida; Meloidogynidae. The record is from the annotation of a GenBank genome assembly.
AUGUGGAACAGGAUAUACAUGCACAACAGGAAAUAUUUGUUGCCCCUCUCAAUUAAAUCGUUCACAUGUCCACCUGGUCAAGUUUCUAUAGGACUAGCAGUAAAUGGAAGAUGUCCGACUGGUUACACACUAGUUAAUGGACAAUGCUGUGGUACACAAAGCAGUCAAGCACAAAUUUCGUGUCCGCAAAUUGAUUCGAGUGGUCCUUGUGACCGAAAUCAACAAUGUUCAGAACCAGGCUAUGCAUGUGAUAUAUCAAAUAAUUGGUGUUGUCCACAGGUAUUUGAAAAUGAGGACCCAAUCGGUCCGUGUAUAGAAGGUGAAGGUGGCACACGUCUUUGCCCUGAAGGCUAUGCAUGUGUUGGAGAUGGAGAAGGCGAGUGUAGAAGAUUAGAUACUGGUACGUGUGCUCCAGAAGAACAACUUGGACCUUGCGGUCCAAACAAUGAAUGCCCUGCAGGCUAUGAAUGUAUAGAAGGGUUUUGUUGUAGAAUUGAUAAUGGAGGAAGAAGUGGAAAUACAAGACGUUAUAGGAGAGGAAUCAUGAAAUUAAUUUACAUGUAA